GUGAACUUUGAGGAAUUUAAGGAAUGUUUUGUGGCUAUGUUGUCAUCAAACAUCAGUGAUGACUCCUCUGAUGAAGAAGGCAGUUCCUUGGAACCAGCUGUCUCACAGGCUGUUCUACCAAAGUAUGUGAAAGGCUCCAAAUGGUAUGGUCGUCGGACUCAACCUGAGCUGUAUGUGUUGAAGACAGAGGCCAGACACUUAUGGGACCUGCAAGCACAGGCCAGCCUGAGUGACCAGCUCCCCUGCACCACCUCUCUGCAAAGUGUGGAGGGUUUCAAGUCAGAUGAAGAGGCUGACAGUGCCAAAGAGCCUCAGAAUGGAUUAUUUGAAGCACAAGGCUAUCUGCGAGCCUGGUGCCCUGAGGCUUUUGGGAAUCUUCAGGAGCUCAGCAGCCCCUUCUUUGGCACACCCAAGAGCCAAGCCCAGGUUAUCUGGGAAGAGCUUGGUGUUGGCAGUAGUGGCUACCUCAGUGUGCAAGACCUGGCACUGGUCUGCCAGAGCAUUGGGAUGCAAGGGCUUGAUAAAGAGGAACUGGAGGACCUGUUUAAUAAACUUGAUCAAGAUGGAGAUGGCAGAGUGAGUCUUAAGGAAUUCCAGCUUGGCCUCUUCAGUCAUGGGCCUACUUCAUUUGCAGAAUCUUCCACUCCCAUCCACUCAAACAGUCCCUGGUCUCAUUUCCAGGCCAUGGAGGAGAGCAGCUGCCAGACCACUACAUCCUCGUCCCUUGUGUCCAUCUGCUUAGGCCUGCGCCUCUUUUCCAGCAUCGACGAUGGCACUGGAUUUGCAUCUCCCAAACAGGUCAUCGCUGUGUGGGCCCAGGAGGGGAUUCAGAAUGGCAAGGACAUCUUGCAGAGUCUCGAUUUCAGUGUGGAUGAGAAGGUGAACCUUCUGGAGCUGACCUGGGCUUUUGACAACGAGCUCAUGAUGGUCACUGGUGUCAUUCAGCAAGCAGCCCUAGCCUCCUACCGUCAGGAGCUGAGCUACCUCCAAGGGCAAAUGGAGCAGGUGGUAAAGGAGCGAGACAAGGCAAAAAAGGACCUGGAGAAGGCUGAGAAGAGGAACUUGGAGUUUGUGACAGAGAUGGAUGACUGCCAUGCUGCCAUGGAGCAGCUUGCUGAGCACAAGAUCAAACACCUAGAGCAGAGAUACCAUGGACAGCUUGUCUUACUUCGCUCAGAGAUGGAGAGGGAACGAGAACUGCUCUGGCAGCAGACCAGCAGGCAGAGGGCUAGACUGGAGGAAGAUCUUGCAACCCUGCACAGGAAGAGGGCCUGUCUGCAGGAGAAGCUGGCACUGGCCCUAAAGGAAAAUAGUCGGUUACAGAAGGAGAUUUUUGAAGUUGUGGAAAAGCACUCAGAAUCAAAGAAACUUGUCCUGAAACUGCAGAAUGACCUUGAGUUUGUGCGGAAGGACAAGCUGGAGCCACAGAGCAUCGAGCUCCUCUCUCAGGAAGAACGGUUCUUGGAAAUCCUGAAGGAAUAUGAAUUCAAGUGCAGGGACCUGCAGGACCACAACGAUGAGCUUCAGGCUGCACUGGAAGGCCUGCAGCUGCACAAGACCCAGCAUGGCCGGCUCAGUACCUGUCCAGAUGGAUGGCUUCCAUCGGCAGAUGGUCCAGAAGUGAGCCUAGAAACAGAGAUGAGGAUGGAACAGGUGAAGAAACAUUACCAAGACCUCAAUAUUCAACUGGAAACCAAGGUAAAUUACUAUGAGCAGGAAAUCGACCUAAUGAAAAGGAACUUUGAGAAGGAGAGAAGUGAAAUGCAUCAGGUAUUCAAGCAUGAGAUCAGUGUGUUGGAGGGCCAGAGAGCUGACCUGGAGGCACUCUACACACAGUCACAGGAGGCCAUCCACAGCCUGCAGGAGCAGCUGCAGGAGCUGGGGGAUGGGGAACCAAUCCUGACCAGGGAGCUUCCAGCACCAGUUCAGCAACAGGAAGAGGAGUUGUGCCUGAGGUACCAGCAGGAACUACAGCAAGUAAGGAAGGAGGCAGAGGCUGAGCUGAGCCAGAAGCUCUUGUGAAUGGAAGCGAAGCAGGCAGUCCUCCACAAGCAGUUGUCACAGCAACAUCAGCAUGAGAAGGAAGAGAUGCUGCAGAGGCACCUGCUGCAAGUGAGAGAGGUGGCAGCACAGAUGGAUUCAGAGAAGAGAUGGAGGGAUGAAAAGGAGAAGGAGAUCCUGGCCCAGUGCAGGAAGCCGCAACUCAAAAUAGAGCUGAUGAGUGAAAAGCAAGCUCAGAUGUAUAAACCAUUUGCUCUCAAGAAGGAGAAGUUGUUAGAACUUGCUCAUAAGAAGCAAGUAGAAAGGCUUGCCCAGGAGGCAGAGAUGCUGAGGGCCCUCUUGAAGAAGGAAGCUGUAGCAGCAGAUCAUGAGGGGGAAAGGCAGCUGCCACCAGGCCUGCUGGGGACCACAGAAAUCUGGAAGGAGGUGGGACCAGCAGGAGCUAGCAACCCAGAGAGUCAGAACCAGCUGUCAUCUGAGCAGUGGCAGCCCAAAGCCCAGGAGCAACUCUGGUUAGAAGUGGAUGGAAACAACCUACAAGGGGAGCCAGUUUUCAGGAGGAGCCUGAGUGCCCUGGAGGGUGAGCACAGGAUGGGGACUGCCAAGGCAAGAUGGCAAGAAUGGGAAGGGGCUAUACAGAGACAGGAGGCAAAAAUGGCACUGGAAAGAGAGAAGAAUGAAGUGAAAACCAGACUCCUAUGGCUAGAUGAUAUAGUUCAGGCUCUGGGGAAGGAAGCCAACUCAAAGAGAGAACAAAUCGAAUUACAGAGGCUUUCUGAAGAAAACACCUUGUUGACAAAUGAGCUGGAAAGGAUUCAGCAAGACCUUGAAGCUGCAAAAAGGACAAAUGAUACACAGAGGAAAGAAAUUGAAGUUUUGAAGAAGGAGAAAAACCAGGCCUACUUUAAAAUGGAAACGCUCAACAAACAGAGUCAGAAAUACAAGGAUCAGCUGUCCCAGCUCAAACACAGGAUCAUUCAGCUGGGUGGGGAGGCCUCUGCCCACCAGGCCCAAAACAAGAAGAACCAAGUCACCAUUCAGCUGUUAACACACAGGCUAGAGGUGGCAGGUCACCAGAAGGAAGAGCAGGAAGAACAUGAAAAACAGCUUAAGGCCAUAGAAGAGUGGGUGAAGGAGGUGGAAAUGAUAUUGAAGAAUACAGAAAUGCUCCUACAAGAAAAAGUAGAUGAGCUGAAGGACCAGCUUGAAAAGAACACAAAGUCCAAUUUGCUGCUCAAGGAGCUUUAUGUGGAGAAUGCACACCUAAUGAAAGCCCUACAGAUGACUGAACAGAAGCAAAGAGGGACUGAAAAAAAUAACCUCAUCUUGGAAGAAAAAAUCAGAGCUCUCAACAAAUUAAUCAGUAAGAUUGUUCCAGCAUCUCUCUCUGUGUAA
This is a messenger RNA of Orycteropus afer afer, 3396 nucleotides long. RefSeq names its product ninein like (gene NINL). Gene Ontology annotation, biological process: microtubule anchoring at centrosome. The record is from RefSeq and is a predicted model, not a curated record. NCBI's taxonomy places the organism in Eukaryota, Metazoa, Chordata, Mammalia, Tubulidentata, Orycteropodidae. Gene Ontology annotation, cellular component: centrosome. Gene Ontology annotation, molecular function: calcium ion binding.